Molecule: messenger RNA, 1086 nt
Organism: Blepharisma stoltei
Lineage: Eukaryota; Ciliophora; Heterotrichea; Heterotrichida; Blepharismidae
Source: the annotation of a GenBank genome assembly
AUGGAAACAUUAGAAAAAGAAGACAUAACAAACUACGCCUCACAAGGAAAUCGAGCCAAAAUCAUUGGCUGCUCCUCAUCAAGAAGCUCAUGCAAUGUCUCAAAUAUUUUGACAAAUAAGCCUCGUAGAUUAUGAGUUUCAGCUGAAGGCCUUCCCCAAGAAUUUACACUUGAUCUUUCACAGCUUGAUUCAUACCCCAGUCAAUACACUUGUUUUGGCUGAUAUUGCUGGCAUUCUUAUACCUCCAACCCAUCUGUGGUUGACUUAUAUGUAUCAAAAGACAAUCAAACUUUUAAAAAAUGAACAACGCUCUCUGCGAAGUUAUCUUCAUCCCCGCAGUAUUUCAGUAUCGACCCAAUACAGCCUUCUUACAAAUAUAUAAAAGUUGUAGUCAAAGAGACAUUUGGGGCUUCAAAUACUUAUAUAAACCAAGUAUUUCUGUUUGAUAGAAUCCCACAUGUGCAGCAGGAGGUUUCAAUGAGCUAUAACUUUAAUAUUUCUGAUCCUUAUGAUUCGUCGUAUUUUGAAGAAAUUCAGCCGCAGGAGCCUGAUUAUAAAAUAAAAUUGAAGGUGCAGCUGACUGAGCUGGACAGUCAUAUAAAGUCAAUGAAGUCUUAUCAAGAGUUUGAAGAAAGUAUGGCUAAGCGGGCUCAAAAUUUGAAUCAGCCUGCUUUGAAACCGGAAGGUCAUGCAUAUAAAAAGUCGCUAGAAGAUUUAAAGUUUACAUUGGCAGGGAUUAUAAAUAAAGUCGAACAGGUAGAAGAUAAAGUGCAGCAAGAUAACAGAAGCCAACUGCUUUCAACAUACAGGAGCCAUGCAAUAAAUGAUUUUAGAAGCCCUAAAAGCGUUAAGUCAGUAAAAAAGCCAAAUCUUUGUAUAAAUUCCCCACUUAGCUGUGCUGAUUUAACUACUGUUCCUUCUACAGAGAGAAAGCCAAAGCUGCAAGAUCAGCAAUCAGAAGAUAGAACAACUGAGCUUUUAUCAUUAAUUCAAGAGAAAACAGAACUCAAAAUAAGAAAAAUACGAGAACUGCAAGCACAAAGGCUUAAAGUCGGACAAACAACCCCCCGCUAUCAUAAUUAUUAA